Cantharellus anzutake is the source of this 675-nucleotide messenger RNA. RefSeq lists its product as uncharacterized. The transcript has a single exon. Lineage: Eukaryota; Fungi; Basidiomycota; Agaricomycetes; Cantharellales; Hydnaceae. Bases 1 to 675 code for a protein of 224 amino acids. The record is from RefSeq and is a predicted model, not a curated record.
AUGACAGCCAAGGCUCAGUAUGCUGAGUGGAAACAUUCAUGCGCUACACAAUGGCCUGAAAAGCUGUCACCCAUUGCAAAGAAGCGCUUGUUGACGGAUUUUUAUUCUACACUGGGCCCCAACCGCCUUUCCUCCUUGGUGUGUGCCAUAUGUAGUGCAGCAAAGCUUAAAGUGGCUAUGCUUACGGACCCUGUGGAUUUGCACUCAUAUGAUAUCUCUCCCCUUCGACGUGAAUAUCCACCCACUGCCCCUCACCCUUUUCCCAACAUUCCAUUUCUGCGUGACAUUAUGCUAUCCCCAGAAGGUGUAGUCCUCAUAUCGGACUCUUCAGUAAUGAUUCACAUUUGCAAAGAUUGUCAUCGAAGUUUACAGCGAAAGCGACUGCCUAACACUGCGAUAGCCAAUGAUUUAUUUUUCGGGCCAAUUCCAUCCCAACUUGCCGAUCUCACUUUGAUCAAGGAAGCUCUGAUAGCCAGGCGUCGUGCAAAAAGCUGGAUAAUUCACUUGCGUGAUGACUCUUCUUCUUCCCAUACCACUGGAGCUGCCUUCUCAUCUGUGAGCCCAGUCUCUCAACGUGCACUGAAAGGACACAUCAUUGUAUUUCCUGCUACACCUGAAGCACUUGCACCCUUUUUGCCACCACCAUUGGAAGAUGUGGUGGGGCGCUCCCCCUAG